Messenger RNA from Neolamprologus brichardi, 7022 nucleotides. It is a transcript of the gene rhpn1, whose product is annotated as rhophilin, Rho GTPase binding protein 1. Gene Ontology annotation, biological process: signal transduction; negative regulation of stress fiber assembly. NCBI's taxonomy places the organism in Eukaryota, Metazoa, Chordata, Actinopteri, Cichliformes, Cichlidae. Gene Ontology annotation, molecular function: protein binding. The record is from RefSeq and is a predicted model, not a curated record.
UCGUGCGGACGACGUUGUACAUUAAAGCGAAAGCUUAGUUGUUUUCAGGAGUAAAAAAGUUGAUCUGCGGUUGACUGUUUUUGGAGUAGCACGCUUACUUGGAAAUUCACAAAGUGGUGGGAAAGUUGGGAGACAUGUAGAGACUUUUUGGUCGCCGGUAUUGUAGCUUGACGAUGGAGGAGCCAGCGAUAAGAGAGUUUGAGAUGUCUCUGUCAGACGGUCCCUCUGACGACGACGACGAAUUCCCGUCGACUUUACCCACAGAUGGCAGCCACAGUGGGAGCAUCCGCAAGGGCUGUGAUCCUUUGGCUCAGACUCAGCGCAGUAAGCUGCAGCAUCGACGGGCUCGCAUCAACCAGCAGAUCAACAAGGAGAUGCGUAUGAGAACUGGAGCGGAGAACCUGUUCAGGGCGACAACCAACAACAAGGUGAAGGAGACGGUGGCUCUAGAGCUCAGCUUUGUCAACUCCAACCUGCAGCUACUCAAAGAGGAGCUGGAGGAACUUAACAGCAGCAUGGAUGUCUACCAGACAGACAGUGAGGCUGUCAAUGUUCCAAUGAUCCCACUUGGCUUAAAAGAAACCAAAGAGGUGGAUGUCACUGUUGCUAUCAAGGACUUUAUAUGUGAGCACUAUGGGGAGGACAGCUUUCUCUAUGACAAGGAAAUCAAAGAGCUUAUGGAACUUAGACAGGCCAUGCGUACACCCAGUCGAAACCAGGCCGGUCUGGAGCUGCUAAUGGAGUACUACAAUCAGCUGUACUACCUGGAUCAACGCUUCUUCUCUGCUCAGAAGAAUCUGGGUGUUCAUUUCCACUGGUAUGACUCUUUGACUGGCGUUCCAUCGUGUCAGCGUGCGCUGGCCUUCGAGAAGGGAAGUGUGUUGUUCAACAUCGGAGCCCUGUACACGCAGAUCGGAGCACGACAGGACCGCUCUGCAACAGCUGGCAUAGACCGAGCUAUAGAUGCUUUUCAGCGCGCUGCAGGUGCAUUUAAUUAUCUUAAAGAGAAUUUUUCCAACGCUCCAAGUCUGGACAUGAGUAGUCCAUCACUCUGCAUGCUGGUGCGGCUCAUGCUUGCCCAGGUACAGGAGUGUGUGUUUGAGCGCAUCACCCUGACCACACAGGACACGCACUUUACCUCCCAGCUCCGGCUGGCACAGGAGGCUGCACGGGUGUCAGAUGUUUACUUGUUAGUGCAGCAGACUAUGACACAGCCUUUGAUGAAGGACUACGUACCAUUUUCAUGGGUGUCCAUGGUUCAGGUAAAAUCUGAACACUUCCGCGCUCUCUCCCACUACUACGCUGCUGUUGCACUCUGCGACCACAUGUUGUUGGCAGGAGGGGAAGAAGAGGAGGAGGAAGCUGAGAAGGCCUUUAUUCAGUGCCAUGCCAGUGUUCCUGCUGGGCCACAACUCAGCCAGGUUCUUCGAGAUCCUGAAAAAAGACGAAAACUUGGUAAGGCCCACCUGCGGCGUGCUGUAAUCAGACAUGAGGAGGCCAUGCGUGUCCACAGUCUGUGCAAGAUCCUGAGAAAGAUGGAUAUCCUGCAGGAUGUGCUCUCUGCCACACACAAACGUUCCCUGGACAAAUACUCAGAGCUCGACCGAGAGGACGACUUCGAUGAAAUUGCAGAGGCCCCAGAGAUACAGUCUCAUACCCACCAGAAACCAGACAUCAUUCCACCCAACUUCUCCACAGUCAAGGUUACUGAUAUCUUCCAAAGACUGGGUCCACUGUCAGUGUUCUGUGCGAGGGCUCGCUGGGGCCCGAUGCGUGUGAUCUGCCUGAAUAAGAGAGAAGGAGGACUGGGACUCACGCUCAGAGGAGACUCUCCUGUCCUGGUGGCUGGAGUGGUGCCUGGAGGCUGGGCAGAGGAGGCUGGACUGAGGGAAGGAGACUACAUAGUAGCAGUAGAUGGAAAGGACUGUAAGUGGGCCAAACAUGGUGAGGUGGUCCACAUGCUGAAGAGCUGCAGUGACAGAGGGGUGGAGAUCAGUGUGGUCACAUUACACUCACAUGAUACACAGCAGGUGGAGAGGAGGGCAGUUAUGCUGUCGCUGUGCAGCGACAAAGAAAACACUCGGCAUCGUCUGCUGUCUGGGGCUAAAGGCCAGAGCUCCGCCUCUUUGCUGAACUGGAACAGGAAGAAAAAGAGGGAAGGCAGCACGAUCACAAAAAGACUUGGAAGCGCUUUCAGUUUGUCAUUCGGAAGCAUCCGAGACACUGAGGCCAUGUACUAAGAGACGAAUUCAGAGGAAUCACUCAGGGAAUAGCAGCGGAGCACACGGUACAAGUACAGCAGACACAAAGAAACAGCCUCUCCUGAGUUUAGGAGGUAGGUGAUGAUGCAAAGCUGGAACAAAAGAAAAGAAAAAACAUGUAUAGUCAAGGAACAAGUGCUGUGCCAGGUUCUUCUUCACACUCCAGCAUAUCUGACAUCUUCGUCAGUUAAUCAUUGAAAUAUGAUGUUUAUUACUUUUACCCAUUGUACAAAAGUGAAUUUGAAGUAUCACAGAAUUGUGUCCUGGCAUCUUUCUAACAGCGACUGCGCAGUAGGUGAGUCGAUAGUGGAAAUAUGUCUGUAAUUUCUCACCUGAAGUCACUACUAUGAAGAAUCUGUUUGCAAAUGAGCAGCACAAUAUGGCACUGCCCACAUCCAAGAUACCAUGGCUUCACUUUUUGGGACUGUCUACAUUGUACAGGCCUUGAACAGUGUCCCCAGUUCCUACACUGGGGUAACCUGACUUUGAAUUUAAAUUGUAUGUUUAGGAAGAAUGUGGUGGCAAUGUAUAUAAAGUCAAAAUGUGUGAGUAAAUAGAUGCAAAUUUUCCACAGGGCCUAGCAAAGUUACAUUUGUAGAAUUUCAAUGAGCUUUAUGUCAUAUAAGUGCAGUAGCUACAAAAAUAAAAGCACAAAAGUAUAAAGGGAGCAAAAUAACAGAACUGAGGCUUCUUCUUAAUUAAUUUCAAGGCUUUACAAACAUACAUGCUUGCUGUGUUGAAGCUGACAGCUGUACAGUACCCUUCUUUAUGGACACACUUUAAGUGUUAAAAGUGACUCUGGUCUGUUUUGUUGAUACCAACAAAGGAUCACCCACACAGCCCAUUUUGUUGUCUUGGUUUCCUCUGUGAGACAGGGUGCCACAGACUUUGAUAAUAUACCUGUUUUCACACACAACCUGCAGGCAUAAGAUUUUUUAAUAAAUCAGUAGAAAGAAUUGCACGUGAGAAUGUAAAGUCUAACACUAGACAUUAACUAAAUCAGACAUGUAAUGCUUUUUACCCUGUUGGCGCUCCACUAUGGAGAUUAUGUCACAGUGUGACAUUUGUUCAGGUGGCUGUCCAGUAAAUUCACAUAGAGUGAGUGAGUGGAUGUUAUCAAUCAGAAUAUUUCUAGCAGUAUGAACAAAUCUGAAGCAAACUGCUAUGAAAAAAGGGAAACUGUGGGAUGGUUCAAGCAUGAUUUUCCUCAAUUGUUUGGAAUUGUUUGAAAACAAAUACAUUUUACUGAACUUUACUGAACUUUCAGCAAACAACUAUGAUCAACAUCCCCUUCUAGUUAAUAAAUGCAAGGUUAACAGUGUUAGCAGAGCCCAUUGUUCAAGCACUGUACAAUUCUGCCUGAUACAGCUGGCAAAGUUAUUUGGUAAGAAUAAAGAAAAAAACAGCUUCUGUCAGAGUGUAGUGGUUUACACAAAUUACUUUGUGGUUGCAUCAGAAGAGAUAUCUGGUGUAAAAACCUGCCAAUGUGGUGCUACCCACUGUGAUGAUCCCUUGUAAAUACAGCUGAAAGUAGCUUCUCUAAAUGUUAAUAUUUGUUGAAGAAGAUAGAGCAGAAUUAGCAAGGAAGUACAAAAUUUCUUGUACUGUAUUCUUGAUGGGACCGAAUAGACCAGCAGUCACCUGUGAUUAACCACUGAAGGCCUCCAACGGUUAAUCUGUUCACUUCUGACAGAAAGCACAUUCAGCUUUUAAUAGAUUAGGAUUAAUUCAGACAGUCAGUUCAACCUGGAUUUAUUACUAAAAGUGUCAUGUUGGAAUUAAUCCUUAGAUCAUUUUUUUAUGUUUAGUUUUAUCAUUUCUAGGUGACUAAAACACUUGAACUUUGCUCUGUUUUCUAAUGUAGUUUUAGUAUUUUGAAUGCACUGUGACAAAUAUUUUGUAAAUGUAGUUUCAGGUUUUACAAUAAUGCCUAUGAUGUACUCACAUUGAGAGGAUGUGUGUUUGGAUGUCAAAUGUGAUAAAGAGCAAUCAUGUAGGAAAAGCAUGACAUGAGGUGUGAUUACACCAAAGUCCACUGUGUUUAACAAUGUCCAGCCACUGUACUGUAUGUUAGAAACAGCCAAUGUUGCAUCUGUAGUUGUAAGAGCUGUAUUGAGAAAAUGUUUCUUUCUUUAAAUCAAUGCUGUUUGAACGUUUUGUAAAAUUUUGAUACAACUUGAAGUAGCAUUUUUUUCCAGCUUAAAAUGAAUGUUAUUUGAGUUUGUCGUGUUCACUGUGACAUGGCGGUCCAUAGUCAUGAGUGUGGAAAGCAUGAGGGGACAAGAGCAAAAAUUAGUGUUUAUCUGGGUCUUGUUUCGUCUAAAAAAUCUUAAAUAUAGUUUUAAAAGGUCUGACAACUUCUUUCACAAUGAUGAUAUUCACAUUCCUUUGAAAAUGACCAACUUUUGUGCCACUUUUGACAGUAAGAAGACUAUUUGAGAUGCGAUACCAUGAUUCGUGCAUCCACCAGAGUAUGAAAGAAAACACUUAAGCAUAGAAAAAAUUGCUUGUAUGAAUAGACGUGAACGAGGUACGUUGUAUAAAGCACUUUGAUUGCUCAGCUAUAGUAGAAAAGCACUAUAUAACAACCAGUCCAUUUAACAUUUACUUUUCUCCACUUGUGUUAGCAUAGAGAUGCUAAUUUCUUUCCUCUGUUCGCUAACAUCAACUACUCCAGUUUCUGGAACUGAGAUGACAGUUUCAUUUUCUCCAUCCUGUGUUUGAAUAUUCUUGAUAACCCGUUUCUGACCCGAGGCUGCCAGAUAAUCUUUCCUUCAUCCUGCUUUUGAAACAUUUUUUAAUUCCCUGUUGAGACACUGAGUUACCAAAUAUGCUUCUCUACAUCCUAUUUUUUCCAUUACAUUUCAGUUCACAUUGUCAGCAGGUUUCCAGAUACACUUUCCCUAUUCUACUUGUUAUAUUUGUCUGCUUAAUUUGUAUUUGUUGAGGAUUCUCCUGUGCUGUCUUUAGCCCCAAUAAAAUUUAGCAAUUACAUGUUAUGAAAUAUAGCAUGUACUGUCUUCUGAAAGGACAAUAUAUAUUACUACUGUAUGGGAUAUACUCACACCCCUUAUCAGUUCAGGUGCUGUAGGAAACUGGUUCAAAUGAAAGAAUGUUGCUACAAUCCAGCACCUGAUUUCAGCUCUUUGUUUUCACAGCUUAAGCAAGGCCAGUGUACAUCUAGGCCACGACUUUCUUCCAUCUUCCUUCACUUGAAUGCUAAAUCUUUGUCAGAAAGUAUUACUCAGUGGUCUUAUCAUUGCAUUUCCGUUCUCUGCAAGCAUUGUUGCAUGCAGUUAUGUGGUCAAGUGUGUUUGAUCAGUAGUGCUCUGACUACAAAUGGAAACCAGAUGGGAUUUUCUGCAGUAUGAGAUCUUGUUCCUUUCCUUCAGAUUACACAUUUAUAUGCAGGAAAUGCAGAUUGCUCCUCAAGCAGUCUACCUAUUGUUGAUGAACCGCUGCUGCGCGGCUUUGGUUUACUUGCACCCAAUGUUGAUAAGUUAAACUUCUGAUGCUUUCAAAUCCAUAACACCCUGUUUCUUAGGGAUCAAGCCAUUUCAGACAGAAACCACUGAGAAACGUGACCACACAGCUCUUACUGGAUCAUUUCCACAGUUGCCCAACAGCACAAUUACGUUGACACCCUUUGCCAGCUUCAAUGGCAGUUUUUAGGGCCAGCUGCGCUUUCAGCACAACACUUAGCACUGCACACAUGCGAAUCCAGCCAGUUUUGGCGGUUUUAUGGCAGAAUGCGGUUCUACACCAAACGACCCAAGUUCAGUCAGAAAAGUUUCUUCUAGCCAACAUCAGCUGUUUUCAAAUUUGUUCGGUAGUAAUAGUGGCUCUUUUCCAGAGGCAUAAAUCAUCAAGAGAUCCAUUUUCAUUCACGUAGACAACCCAACCUUGUUUGACAUAACCAUCUUAGACAGAAGCAACUGCUGUCUUUGACUUAACAUGACUAGAUUUAGAAAUUUGGUUCAUUUCAUCCCAAACCUGCUUUUCUGAAUUUUCAGUCACUCCCUAUUCAUGUGAAUUAAAAUGUGUACCAUCAAAGUGUCACUACUCAUUACAAGCCUUCAACAUUAGAUUCAUUUCUCUCACUGUCUACAUUUAACUUCCGAUCCCCGAUCCUAAAGCGUCAUUAGCAUUUAGUCGGUAUACAAUCACAGCCACCCCGUGCAAAUCCAUUCUGCUUUCUUUGGGGAUCUGCCAGGGCCAGAAGCCACUGCUGACUGUUGAAGAGGCGCUGGCCUAACCUAUUGUUUCGUUUGGAGUUAGUAAAAAUUGAGAUUAAGUUAAUAGAAAUUCAUUUUUUUCCUUGUCUGUACUUUUUUGUGUGAUUAUUAAGUAAGUCUUAAAUUGGCUUCAUAAUUGUGUUUACAGCUCCCAGCUUAAAUUUAAGGUGUUGCAGCUUGCAGACGCACUGCAUUAUUUUGCAAUGACAUAGAUUUAUGUCUGUUGGCUAUGUGUUUCUAUCACUACAAAAACUUUGUUUAUGGCAUUAGAAAAAUAGAUUUGAACUCUUUGAAAAUACUUUUUAAAUCUUUUUAUUGUGAUUAGACUCAAAUACUUUUUUUGUUAUGUCCUCUCUGGCUUUCCGUGUGUGUGUGUGUGUGCAUUUGAGUAAAUGCUUGGCAUUGACUGUUUUUAAGAGAAAUGAAUUUGUGUUUUUGCCUGAAUAUGUGACCAUCCCUAAUAUUGCAUUUGGGGAUUUGCACAGUACUUUUUUCCUUAAAUAAAUACAAUAAAAGUGAAUAAUGA